This is a messenger RNA of Xenopus laevis (African clawed frog), 2003 nucleotides long. It is a transcript of the gene xilr4.L, whose product is annotated as immunoglobulin superfamily member 1. NCBI's taxonomy places the organism in Eukaryota, Metazoa, Chordata, Amphibia, Anura, Pipidae. The transcript is spliced from 8 exons. The record is from RefSeq and is a predicted model, not a curated record. The coding region runs from base 180 to 1598 and encodes 472 amino acids.
GAUCCUCAGCAGACUUGGCAUAAAGCAUGGAUACUUGUAUGUUCUGUACAGUUGCCUGCUGAUGCUCCAGCAGACAGGAAGAAGUUAUCGUUUCUGCCAGUUUCAGUUUGAGUUUGUCCUUCCUGAGAAAUAAAUAAUACUUCUGACCAUUUCAUAACUCAAAUCCCACCCAAGUCACCAUGGAAUCAUUUCUCUCGCUCUCACUCGCUGCAGCCUGCUGUCUAUUAAUAGUGAAUAAACAAGCCUACGGGGGUCUCCUUCAAAAGCCGAACUUGUCAGUAUCUAAAAUUAAUGGAAACAACAUGAUUGUGUUGGGCGAUAGCAUCAGCCUGGAUUGUGAAACAACAUCAAAAAACAUAAAGAAGUACAGUCUGCUGAACAAUGUUACUUAUGCCUUACUGGAACAAAGUCAGUCCAAGUUUAUAUUAAAUAACGUCCAAAGAAACAUGAGUGGCUCUUACACCUGUAACUACUGUGAUGCGACGGAAUGUUCUGAACACAGUGAAUUUGUGUAUAUCGAUGUCCACGAUACCUACCCAGCUCCAUCCAUCACUGUCACACCUCGAAGAAUUGUUCUACCAGGAAACAACAUCACAAUAAUGUGCAGAACCAAUUAUUCCAACAUAAUCUUUUCUCUAUAUAAAGACAAUGUCAUUAUAAAAAAAUACGGUAAAGGGGAAAAUCCAGUCACUUAUCAUAUGACAAAUGCAUCAAACAAAGACAACGGACAGUACACCUGCAUGUUUGAAAAAAAUUCCAGUGGCGUAGUAGAAAUGGAAUCUUUCGAAACCAAUCCUAUGAUGAUACAAGUUGUGGACCUCGAAAAACCUUCUAUCACCUGUGAAGCCCAACCCAAAGACAGCGGGAAGAUUAGAAUCUUUUGUGCCGCACCCAAAAAUGGAAUACAUAUGUGGUUUAAACUCCUCAACGAUAACAAUGACAUUGAAUAUGAAACUGAAGGGCGAAAAAAUAAUGUGACAUUCAUCAUCAAGCAAACAACUCAACCCAAAAAGUGCAUCUGCGCGUAUCGUGUACGGCUGGGAGAUGACUUUGCAGAUUCCAGAAUCAGUAACUUGAAGACCAUUCCUGAGGUGCAAGGCAGACCACUAAUCACUAAGGAGACUGAUAAGGAUAUGGUACUAGUUACAUGUAAAGCACCAAAGAGGCACCCGGGAAUGUGGUUUCAGCUCUUAAACAAAGACAAAGAAAUUCAGGAGGAACGGCGAAACGUGGAUUCUGAUAGCGUGACAUUCCACAUCAAUAAAACUGAAAAUACAAAUAAUAACUUCACAUGCGUUUAUCAAGUAAAGAUGGAAUGUGGCUUUGUACCUUCUGCCUACAGUGAGAUAAUAGAUUUUAAUCCAAAGGACUAUACCUGGAUGAAUAUCAUCCGACUGUUUGUGGCGGCAGUUAUACUUCUUGGCAUUGGUGUGCUCAUUCUAUUACAUUUCAACAUCUUCCCAAAACGAUAUGAUAGAGAACGAAACAAAAAAGUAAUAGAAGAAGAAGAAUACCAAGUGAUACAACAAGAUAGUCCACCUGACCUUCCCCAAUGUAGCUUCAGAUAUGUUUCAGCCGCUGCAGAGCAACAGUUGUAAUAACCGGGCACAAAAGAGAUGGCCACGCUCAUUCAUUACUGGAAGCGCAAGAAAAACAAGAAUAUUCUCAACACAUGUCUAUGCUUUAUCUGAAACACCUAUUUCUAUCAUUGACAGAUAUUUAGAUCAAACACAAUUUAGACAAUCUAUGUUUAAUGGGAAAAUAUUCCGAGAUAAUUUGCUAUUGCUUUUAAUGUUUUAUUACUUGUGGCUUUUGUGUUAUUUUUUUAUGCAGCAGCUCUCCAGUUGGCAAUGUACCCUAUCAACCAUGCGUUGAUUUGAAUACGAGACUGGAAUAUAAUUAGGGGCGGGUCUAAAUAACAAUGUGAGCAAUAACUAUACAUUUGUAGCCUUACAGAGCAUUUCUUUUGUAGAAUGACCCCCAUUUGAAAGCUGGAAAUAGUC